AUGCCACUGGAUGCGUCCCUGAAGCAGCUCCAAAUCAAGGUGGGCACGGUGAAGCGCACCAAGAAGGAAUAUGAAUCCUACGUUGCCGAAGAGGGCGUGCAGAGAGCAAAGAUAGAGGGCAUGAAGGUUGAAGGAAAAGAAGAGGCCGAUAUCAAGAAACAAAUGGAGGUGCUGAAUGACACUCUCACCGUCAUUCCCGAUUCUCGACAACGACUUCAAAAGUAUGCUGUGGAGCUGCGAGACUUCCUGGCCAGCGAUCAGGAAAUGAGUGUGGAGCCUGACAGCAGCUCACCAGAGGAUCGAAGAUGA
Durusdinium trenchii is the source of this 309-nucleotide messenger RNA. The record is from the annotation of a GenBank genome assembly. NCBI's taxonomy places the organism in Eukaryota, Dinophyceae, Suessiales, Symbiodiniaceae.